Cheilinus undulatus (humphead wrasse) is the source of this 6181-nucleotide messenger RNA. RefSeq names its product ATPase phospholipid transporting 10B (gene atp10b). Bases 1 to 3957 code for a protein of 1318 amino acids. Gene Ontology annotation, molecular function: ATP binding; magnesium ion binding; ATPase-coupled intramembrane lipid carrier activity. Gene Ontology annotation, cellular component: plasma membrane. The transcript is spliced from 21 exons. Lineage: Eukaryota; Metazoa; Chordata; Actinopteri; Labriformes; Labridae. The record is from RefSeq and is a predicted model, not a curated record. Gene Ontology annotation, biological process: phospholipid translocation.
AUGACGUGGAGGAGCCCUCUGGCCCUGGUGAGGGAUGCUCUGAGAGGUCAGAGGGCCCGUGACAAAGACCUUCGCAACUUGGUGUCCAAUCUGCCUUACGAAGGCCUGGAGAAGGGAAAACAACCAAACCGCUACUUCCCCAGAAAUGCUAUCAAGACCACCAAAUACUCCCUACUCCUGUUCAUCCCCAUGAACCUCUUUGAGCAGUUUCAUCGCCUGGCUAACAUCUACUUUGUGGGUCUGGCUAUUCUGAAUUUUGUUCCCGUAGUGAACGCCUUCCAGCCUGAGGUGGCUCUGAUCCCCAUCUGUGUCAUCAUGUCUCUGACAGCCCUGAAGGAUGCCUGGGAGGACUUCAGGAGGUACCAGUCUGACAGGAAGCUCAACAACACACCGUGCUUCAUUUACAGCAGGAGAGAAAAACAAUUUAUAGAGAGACGUUGGAAGGAUGUGCGAGUGGGGGAUUUUGUAAGGGUGGUGUGCAAUGAGAUCAUCCCAGCAGACCUCCUGCUCCUGCACACAUCAGAUCCCAACGGCGUGUGUCACACUGAGACGUCUAAUCUGGAUGGAGAGACCAACCUAAAGCAGAGGAAGGCAGUGACUGGCCUCUGUGUCUCGGAUCCUGACUUUGAACCUGAAAGCUUCAACAGUAUCGUGGUGUGUGAGAAGCCAAACAACAAUCUGAACCAUUUCAAGUGUUUUGUAGAGAAACCUGAUAAGGAGAAGGUGGGUGCAGGAAUCGAAAGUCUGCUGCUGCGAGGCUGCACAGUGAGGAACACGGACCACGUUGUCGGCUUCGUUGUGUAUGCAGGCCAUGAAACCAAGUCCAUGCUCAACAACAACGGGCCAAGAUACAAGCGCAGCAAGCUUGAGCGGAAGCUGAACAUAGACGUCAUCUUCUGCGUCAUUCUCCUCUUCACCAUGUGUCUCUUUGGAGCAGUGGGUCACAACUUAUGGCUGAAGGCACUGCCUGGUGUGCCCCCUUACCUGGUCCCUGACAGCAGUGGUCAUCUGGACAGCCCAAGUCUGUCUGGUUUCUACAUGUUCUUCACCAUGAUCAUCCUCUUGCAGGUCCUAAUUCCCAUCUCCCUCUAUGUGUCUAUUGAGUUGGUUAAGAUCGGGCAGAUCUUUUUCAUCUCUAAUGACGUGGAUCUGUACGACCCGGAGACAAACAGCCGGGUGCAGUUUAAGUCCCUGAACAUCACAGAGGACCUGGGACAGAUUGAAUACAUCUUCUCAGACAAGACUGGCACCCUUACUGAGAACAAGAUGGUGUACCGCAGAUGCUCCAUCAUGGGCACUGAGUACCCACACAAAGAGAACACCAUCCGCCUAGCUGUCCUUGGAGGUGAGGAAACAGAGGAAGAUGACAUCUUCAACCAAAAGCCACAAGCUGCAAAAACUGGCUGGUCUCUGGAUGCUGAGGACGAGUCUGAGGACAUACAUAAACACAACCGUGGCAGACGCAGGAGCAAGCUGUCCAGAGCUGCAUCGACAGACGCAGCCUUUAGCAGUGAGCUGGAAACUGAGGUGAUUCCAGACAGGAAGCUGCUUCAGCAGAUUAACAGGGCACAGAGCAGCAGCAGCAGCAGGAAGAUGGAUCCUUACCUGGACUUUUUUCUGGCUCUCACCAUUUGCAACACGGUGGUGGUUUCCAUGGCAACAGCUCAGAGACAGAGGACAAGAGGGUUUUCCUGCUCCUCUCGGACAAGUAAUCCAGUGAAUUCUUUAUCCAACUGGGUGAAAAAGUCUGCUUCUGUUUGCUGUUGUUUCCUCUCCUCUAAGAGCAAAGCAAAGAGAAAUCGCACUCUCUCAGAAGGCUCUGAGGACCACAUUGACACUCCUGUGAAAUUUGAGGGAUCUGGAAACAUGGAUAGGCUCCAGACAUGUUCGUUUCAUAGUCCAUCUCAGUCUGUCAAGCCUGCUGAGUCCUCAGAUAAUCUGAGCUAUGAGGCAGAGAGUCCAGAUGAGGCAGCCCUGGUGCAUGCAGCUAAGGCAUAUGGCUUCAUUCUGCUGGCUCGCACCCCCAACAGUGUGACGGUGAGGCUCCCAUCAGGGGAGGAGCUAGUGUUUGAGGUGCUGGACACCUUGACUUUUGACUCCACCAGGAAGCGAAUGUCUAUUCUGGUGCGACACCCAAUCACCAAAGAGUAUGUGCUGUACACUAAAGGUGCAGACUACGCCAUCAUGGAGCUUCUUGGUACACCAUAUGCAGAGCAUCUUAGUGGACAUCAGAAGAAUAUAGCAGCAGAUACUCAGCAUCACCUUGACUGCUAUGCUAAGGAAGGACUGCGAACACUCUGCUUUACAAAGAAGGUUGUGAGUGAGAAGUUGUAUGAAAACUGGUCAGUGGUCAGGCAGAGGGCCUUGGCUGCCAUAGACAACAGAGAGGAGCUUGUUAUGGACUCUGCCGUGCAGCUGGAGACAAACCUGUCCCUGUUAGGUGCGACGGGGAUUGAGGACCGUUUGCAGGAGAGUGUUCCAGACACCAUUGUUGCGCUGCGCGAGGCAGGGAUCCAAGUGUGGGUGCUGACUGGUGACAAACCAGAGACAGCUGUCAACAUCGGCUAUGCCUGCAGGCUACUGGAAGAGGAGGAUCUGGUGAUUAACAUGAGCUGCAAAAACAAGCUGGCUUGCAUCUCCAUCUUGGACUGCACUUUGGAGGAAGUGAGGAGGUACAGCGCAGACCCUCGUAAUGUGGACACAACUCAGGACAUCUCUUUGGUGAUUGAUGGACGGACCCUGACCAUGGCUCUGUCGUCAGACCUGCAGGACCGCUUCAUUGAGCUGGCAAGGCGCUGUCGCUCUGUGUUGUGCUGCAGAGUGACGCCACUACAGAAGAGCAGAGUGGUGAAGGUGGUCAGGGAGAAACUCAAGGUCAUGACCCUCGCCGUUGGUGAUGGUGCAAAUGAUGUGAAUAUGAUCCAAGCAGCUGAUAUCGGCAUUGGGAUAUCUGGCCAGGAAGGCAUGCAGGCAGUCAUGGCAAGUGAUUUUGCCAUAUCACGCUUCAGACACCUGAAAAAACUCCUCCUGGUUCAUGGACACUGGUGCUACACCCGACUGGCCAACAUGAUCAUUUACUUCUUCUAUAAGAAUGUGGCCUACGUGAACCUGCUCUUCUGGUAUCAGUUCUUCUGUGGCUUCUCCGGCACUGCCAUGAUAGACUACUGGCUGAUGAUUUUCUUUAAUUUGUUCUUCACGUCUUUGCCGCCCAUCAUGUUUGGAAUAAUGGACAAAGAUGUCUCUGCGGAGAUUCUGCUGGGUGUGCCUGAGCUGUACAGGACUGGACAGGGUGAAGGGGAAUACACAAUUGCUACCUUCUGGGUUUCCAUGCUUGAUGCCUUCUAUCAGAGUCUGGUGUGCUUCUUUAUUCCAUACCUGGCUUACAAAGAUUCAGACAUCGAUGUUUUCACCUUUGGAACACCUUUGAACACAAUUUCUUUGUUUACCAUCCUGCUGCAUCUGUCCAUAGAGAUCAAAGCCUGGACGUGGGUUCACUGGGUCGUCAUGCUGGGCAGUGUGGCCGCGUACUUCAUUGUCACACUGGCCUACAGUGGCAUCUGCAUCACCUGCAACCCUCCAUCCAACCCCUACUGGAUCCUCCAGAGCCAGAUGGCUGACCCCAUGUUCUACCUUCUCUGCAUCAUCACCACUGUGGUGGCUCUGCUGCCCAGGUACAUGUUUCACGUGCUGAGGAACUCUGUCGCCCCCUCCCCACUCCUGCAAGCCAGGCAGCUGGACCGAAUGGAGCCAUGCACAAGGGAGCAGUGGAUCAAGGAGUGGAGAAGUUUCAGGGGCAGCAGGGUGGUCAAACGUUCCAGGCUGUCUACCCCGCCCUCUCCUACCCUGGAGACCCCCGUAGACUUUUAUUGCCAAUCUCCCACCCCCUCAGACAUCAUGGGAGAGGAAUUCACACUGAAUGUCAUCUCUGAAAAGUGCCAAAGGCCUCUACACAUGUGAUGAUUCAUUAAAAACAUUUAGAAAUAAGACUAUUAUUUAUUCAGACAACUGUAAUUAUGUUACACCAGCUCAGAUAAUCCCUGAUUCCUGUUUGGAUUUUAAUUUUUCAGUGGGAUGGUCUUACAUAAAUUAGGGAGAAACAGUCCUUCUCUCUGACUUGAGACAAAUCAUCAUUUCUUUGAUGAGUUCAUUUUGUAAUGAAGAGAUUGAUGAAGAGCAUGUAGGGUCCUGUCCUCCUCACUCUGCCUAUAACAGGCUGCCAUACUGAAUACAUAAGCCUGUUACUUUCCUGAUGGGUUUUUGGUGCAUGCUGGUAACCCAAUUAGUCAUGCCACCCACCCCUCCAAAACGUGGCACUUUUCCAGAACAAAAUGCUUAGCUAGUUUGAUGUAUUCCUCUCACCUACAUCUUUUAAACAGACACAAAGCAUCCUAUAAGAGAGGCUAACCAUGUCUGGGUUACAGAUCUCCCAUUUAAUAUAAAGAGUCAUGUUUUCAUAGGCUGGGCCUGAGACUCAUUCCUGGAAUAUUUAUUUAUCUGUAAAAAUCUGCCGGCAUUGUGUAUGAUAACAUUAUCACCGUACGUGUCCUGUAUGGCUUUGUCUUUCUGUGUGUAAACAAAAAUGAUGUAUAAUGAAGAAUCUCAGGAAAGGACUCGUACGCUCCACAGUCAGAUGGUUUUUUAUGUAAAUGGAGUGUGCACAAGCUGAAUCCACUGGUAAAAAGGGCUGAGUUAUCAUUGGCAUACUUCAUUCUACAGUAGCAGCUCUGCUUAUAUAAGGUCCCACAUCCUCUGGUCAGAUCACUGCUGCACCCUAGUGGUGAAAAUGAAGAACUGCAUAAAGGUCAAAUGGGACAAAGUCAGAAAAACAGACAUUGAAACAGCUGAGAUGGGGCUGAAUGUAAUAAAGCCACAAAACGAGGAAUUUGAUUUAAAAACAUACAACUUUUAUUAAGAAAUAAUAUGGCAAAGUAAAACAAACUUGUGGUAUAUUGAAGCAAACCUGAGCAAGCCUGUUUAUGCUGCACUUAUAAAGCACUAAAUGUUUGACAUAAAUAAUUUAUUGACAAAUAAACAAAUACAAAGCUUUUUGUAUUGUGUUCUAUGGUGGUGGUUCCCACAUUUUUUCCUUAGCCCCCCCCCCAAUGAUGGUGCAUUAGGGCCACUCUAGAAAAAAACGAUAAUAAAGACAAUCUGUUAAUUUUCAAGAACAGAAAACCCUCUAAAUUCUCACAUUUAAAAGUCAUUAUUUUACAAGGGAAAGAAUGCUUUUAAUGUUGUAAAUAUACAUAAACCAAAACUUUGAAGUUUUGAAACUAUAAAGUCAAAAAGUGCAUUGUUUUCAGUUUAGCUUCUUGUAAAUUUUUUACUUUACAUCAUUACAGAUUUACAAUUUUAAAAACUUUACAUUUCAAGUUUCUGGUUGGCAAAAGACUUUGAAAACUUUGAAAAUUUUUCUUCAGUAUUUCCGAUUUUAAACGGACAUUCUGAUUUUUAUUUCUUGUAAAUAAACAACUUUAUAUGUCAGUAAAGUUGUUUAUUUAUGUUGGGUUUUUUGCCAAAAAAUUAACCAAUUCUCUUCUUUUUAUCUUCUUGAUUGACCCUAAUACAUUUUGUUUCUAAUCAUGGUUAUAAAAAAUAUGUAUGAACGUCUAAUUUUGACAGAGCAGACUUGAAUACUCUGGGGCUUAUUUGCUGUAUACACAAGGAUAGUUAGCACAAAAUGAAUAUUUAAAACAAGUACUAAAAAACUGGCAUUAAAAAGACAGUUUCAAUUGUAAUUUUGGUGGUAAAAAAUUAAAUUAAAACAAUAGUUACACAGACAGCCAAGUUCUUGGAUGACAUAUCUUAGACAAAGUAAAGACAUCCAGUGUGACAUCUAGUCUUAUUCCAGUGCUUUUAAAUAAACUAAAUGUCCAUCUAUAAAACAAUUUUUAGAAAAAGCAUUGGAAAUUAUUAAAAAGGCUUUAAACAUAACAAAAAAUAGGAACAUGAUAUGCAUAUUAAUGAUAAAAAACAUCCUAAAAAUGUCCUUACAUCAUAUCACUUAUCAUUUGUUGACUUGUACAUUGUGACUUGUUGUUGUUUGCUGUCUUUAUAUUACAUGAGACAAUUACAAGACAAACUCAAAUGACAAAAACAAAAGUCAUAAAAUAAUACUUUCAUUGCAGCAACAGAAAAAGCUUGAUAAUUCCUCACAGAUUAUUAGUUUAUUUUACAAAAA